CUUCCCCGAUUCAUAUUAGAGCAAAAAAUUUCGAAGCCACCAUUUUGGUUUUAAGCUUUGGAUUUUGAAGCCUGGCGUUGUCUCUAGGCCAUUGCUCUUUCUCUGUCUCUGCGUCCCUUUCCUCUCCCGAUGUAUGGGAUUUCGGAAAUGAAGGGAUCAAAUUCUUUCCCUAUCUUCCAUAUCCAGCUUCUCUUCAUUGGUUUUUGUCUCUUCGUCGCCCGUUGUUACAGUCUCAAGCUGGGAGAGACCUGCAUGCCAGGUAGUGCUUGCGACCAUGGAUUGCGAUGCGAAACUUGCCCUGCAAAUGGAAAUACCCGACCCAGGUGUAUCCGGAUCCAGCCUUUGAACCCAAUAUCAAAAGUUAAAGGUCUGGCAUUCAACAAAUAUUCAUGGCUAACAACCCACAACUCUUACGCUCGUACGGACGCUAAAUCGCCGGCGGGUACCGCGAUAAUAUCUCCCAAGAAUCAAGAGGACACCGUUACUAGUCAACUCGACAAUGGGGUGAGAGGUCUUAUGCUAGACCUGUAUGAUUUCCAGAAUGACAUCUGGCUUUGUCACUCCUUCGGUGGUCAAUGUUAUGACUACACAGCAUUUCAACCUGCCAUCAACGUGCUAAAAGAGGUUGAGGCCUUUUUGGCUGCAAACCCAUCAGAGAUUGUCACAAUUUUCAUUGAGGAUUAUGUAGCGUCCCCAUUAGGCUUGACCAAGGUUUUCAACGCAUCUGGUCUUAGCAAAUACUUCUUCCCUGCAUCAAAGAUGCCAAAGGGAGGUGAAGAUUGGCCAACUGUGGAUGCUAUGGUCCAGAAGAAUGAGCGCUUGGUGGUCUUUACUUCCAAAGCAGCUAAAGAAGCCUCUGAGGGCUUUGCUUUUCUUUGGAAAUAUGCGAUAGAAAAUAAAUAUGGCGAUCCGGGGUUGAAAGCUAGAUCAUGUACAAAUAGGGCCGAAUCACCUCCCCUGAACACGCCAACUGUAUCACUCUUUGUUCUAAACUAUUUUCCGACUAGUCCCAAUAUAUCAGAAGCUUGUUCGGCAAACUCAUCUCCACUAAGUGCCAUGGCCAUCAAUUGCUAUGAAGCAGCUGGCAAACGGUGGCCAAACUUCAUUGCUGUCGACUUUUAUCAGAAGAAUGAUGGUGGGGGUGCCCCAGAAGUUGUGGAUGAAAUGAAUGGUCACCUUACAUGUGGAUGUGGCAAUAUUGCCUACUGCAGGGCAAAUGCACCAAGUGGUACAUGCGAUGUCCCCCCAAUCUCUCCUCCUCCCCCUGCUUCUUCUGAAAUCUUUUCUCCCCCUCCUCUUUCCCUAGACAUUAAUUAUUCCAAUACUAGAAAAGUCCAAUUACGGUGGUUGUUGGGAACAAUUUUGACCGUAUUGCUGAUAUUGAGGUUGUAAUUAUGCUCAUGUUUAUUCACACUCACAUCAGAACAUUACAUAUAGAUGAACAGUGUCUUGGUUGUGUCCUCGCAUUGAGGGUUGUAGACUAGUCAUUGAGAAUGUCUUACG
Molecule: messenger RNA, 1503 nt
Organism: Manihot esculenta (cassava)
Lineage: Eukaryota; Viridiplantae; Streptophyta; Magnoliopsida; Malpighiales; Euphorbiaceae
Product: PI-PLC X domain-containing protein At5g67130
Exons: 9
Coding region: 130-1392 (420 amino acids)
Biological process (GO): lipid metabolic process
Molecular function (GO): phosphoric diester hydrolase activity
Source: RefSeq, a predicted model, not a curated record